Messenger RNA from Nematolebias whitei (Rio pearlfish), 2685 nucleotides. Its product is annotated as rasGAP-activating-like protein 1. Gene Ontology annotation, biological process: negative regulation of Ras protein signal transduction; cellular response to calcium ion; regulation of GTPase activity. The record is from RefSeq and is a predicted model, not a curated record. The coding region runs from base 1 to 2463 and encodes 820 amino acids. NCBI's taxonomy places the organism in Eukaryota, Metazoa, Chordata, Actinopteri, Cyprinodontiformes, Rivulidae. Gene Ontology annotation, molecular function: GTPase activator activity. The transcript is spliced from 21 exons.
AUGGCGAAAAACACAUCUCUUUACUUUCGUAUUGUCGAAGGCAGGAACCUCCCAGCCAAAGACGUGUCUGGAACCAGUGAUCCUUACUGCAUUGUAAAAGUUGACAAUGAAGUUGUGGCCAGGACUGCCACAGUGUGGAAGAAUCUUAAUCCUUUCUGGGGUGAGGAGUACACGUUGCACCUCCCGACGGGGUUCCAUUCACUCUCGUUUCUUGUCAUGGAUGAAGAUACAAUUGGGCAUGAUGAUGUUAUUGGAAAGAUUACUCUGAACAAAGAAGCCAUUGGAACUCAGGCUAAAGGGAUUGAUAGUUGGUUGAACCUGACGAAGGUUGACCCUGAUGAAGAAGUCCAAGGAGAGAUCCACUUGAGUCUGGAGCUUCUGAAAGGCAUAAAGAAAAGCACACUGCGUUGUCAAGUCAUUGAAGCCAGGGAUGUGGCGCCCAGAGACAUUUCUGGAACAUCGGAUCCAUUUGCACGACUUCUUUUCAAGAACCACAGUGCAGAAACCUCGAUUAUAAAGAAGACCCGGUUUCCUCACUGGGGAGAGACGUUAGAGCUGGAGUUGGAAGCAGAAGAGCUACGUGAAGAGGGGGCUAUUCUGGUGGAGGUCUGGGACUGGGACAUGGUGGGCAAAAACGACUUUCUGGGAAAGGUGGAAAUCCCUUUUGCUUGUUUGCACAGAACACCUCUGCUAGAGGACUGGUUUCGUUUGCUGCCCUUGGGAAACAAUGAGGUUGACACUAGUGGGAAGCUGGGAGCGCUGCGUCUGAAGGUGCGUUUGGUGGAGGAUCGGAUUUUGCCGUCCAUGUACUACCAGCCCCUCAUUGACCUUCUGGUUGAGUCGGUAAUCUCCCCCGCAGAGGUGGAGGACAGCAGCUCGCUGACCAUGCUGGAGGACGUGACCACCAUAGAGAGCAGGCAGGAUGUUGCCAUGACUCUGGUGAAGAUCUAUCUGGGACAGGGCCUCGUGGUGCCAUUCCUGGAUUACCUUAACACCCGGGAGGUCAACAACACAACCGAUCCAAACACUUUAUUUCGCUCCAACUCACUUGCCUCCAAGGCCAUGGAACAAUUCAUGAAGGCUGUCGGCAUGCUGUAUCUGCAUGACGUGUUGAAACCCAUCAUCAAUCGCAUCUUUGAUGAGAGGAAGUACAUUGAGCUGGACCCAUGUAAAAUUGACCUGAACCGCACAAGACGCAUUUCAUUUAAGGGUGCCGUGUCAGAGGCAGAGAUUCGGGACAGCAGCGUGGAGAUGCUGCAGCUCUAUUUAACCAGCAUCAUUGAAUCAAUCGUGGCCUCGGUCGAUCAGUGUCCUCCGGUUAUGAGGGUGGCCUUCAAACAGCUGCACAAGAGAGUAGAAGAGCAAUUCUCUGAACCCGAGAACGAGGAUGUAAAGUACCUGGCCAUCAGCGGAUUCUUCUUCCUGCGUUUUUUUGCUCCUUCUAUCCUCACGCCUAAACUGUUCCACCUGAGAGACCAGCACGCUGACACCCGUACAAGCAGAACACUGUUACUCCUGGCCAAGGCUCUACAAAGUGUCGGCAACCUGGGCCUUCAGCUGGGUCAUGGGAAGGAGCAAUGGAUGGCGCCUCUUCAUCCCAUCAUCCUUCGCAGCGUGGCCUCUGUCAAAGACUUCCUGGACAAGUUAAUCGACAUAGAUCAUGACAUCGUGUCUUCAGUGCCUCAGAGGGCUGUUUUCAUGCCUUCAGUGACGGUCAAGGAGGGAUACCUCCACAAACACAAAGCAGAGGGACCGCAGCUGCUGUCCCGCUUCGCCUUUAAGAAGCGCUACUUCUGGCUGACUAGUGAGACGUUGUCCUACGCCAAGACGUCUGAUUGGCAGGUGCGCUCCUCAAUCCCCAUUCAGUGUGUGUGCGCAGUGGAGAGGGUGGAUGAAAAUGCCUUUCAGCAGCAGAAUGUAAUGCAGGUCAUCACCCAGGACAACGACGGACAGCUGCACACCAUGUACAUCCAGUGCAAGAAUGUGAAUGAGUUGAACCAGUGGCUUUCUGCGAUAAGGAAAGCCAGCAUCUACAAUGAGCACAUGCUGCCCUCUUUUCAUCCGGGCGUUCAUCGGAGCGGCAAGUGGACCUGCUGCCUGCAGGUGGACCGGGCUGUAACAGGCUGCAGCAGAACCCACUCUGCUGUCACUCUGGGGGACUGGAGCGACCCUCUGGAUCCUGACGUAGAGACCCAAAUGAUAUACAAGCAGCUCCUGCAUGGCAAAGACGCCCUCAGGGAGAAGUAUUUGGAGAUGCCUGAAGCUGACCUGCCAUCAAGCAAUACAGAAAGGAUAAACUCUGAUAUUCACUCAGACGGCGCAGAGUGCAACGUUCAGCUAAUGAAGCCAGGUCAGUGUGUUGCCGCUCGGCUGCUGGCAGUGAUAGAGGAUCUGCAGCAGGCUCACGCCACCUUUCAACAAAAAGAGAAAGAGGACGCCGCCUGUGUCAUUUUGAAUCCCUAGACUGAGCACGUUAUGGGAUUUAUUAUUGUCUGAGUGGGAGGGAGGUGUUGGAGGAGGAAGAGCACCAAAAUGAGCAAAGAUCCUCCUAUUGAUUGUAACGGAAGGGAAAAAAGUGUCGACACGGUGCAACCUCCUCCAGCUUUUUAAUUAUUUUAAAGAAAUGUGAGGACUCAGCUGAUUUGAAUCUGUUUUGUUUUUCUCCGAGUGCCACUGAUGACAGCG